AUGGAAGACAAAUACGUAGGCCUCUCGCUGGCCGUGUCUUCGUCACUAGCAAUCGGCACAAGUUUCGUCAUCACAAAGAAGGGCUUGAACGCUUCGGCUGAGAAGCAUGGUUUCGAUGGCGAUGGCUUCGCAUACCUUCGAAACCCCAUUUGGUGGGCUGGCAUAGUUACAAUGGUUCUUGGUGAAAUUUUCAACUUCGCGGCAUACGCAUUUGCUCCCGCCAUUCUGGUGACUCCUCUGGGAGCUCUCUCUGUGCUCAUAGGUGCGGUCCUGGGCUCUUACUUCUUGAAAGAACACCUGGGCGUUCUUGGGAAAAUUGGGUGCGCCAUCUGUCUGAUCGGGUCCGUGAUUAUCGUACUACAUGCACCGCCGGACAAGGAGGUCAAGUCCGUAGACGAGAUCCUCGAGUUCGCCAUCCAACCCGGCUUCCUCAUGUAUUGCGCAUUUGUCGCCAUCUUCUGCGUGUUGAUGAUCUACAAGAUCGCUCCCAAAUACGGCCGCAAGAACCCUCUCAUCUACCUCUCGAUUUGCUCCACAUCAGGCUCCGUGUCUAUCAUGGCCAUCAAGGCCUUCGGCACAGCGCUCAAGAUGACAUUCGCCGGAGACAACCAAUUUACGCACCCCUCCACUUACGUCUUUGUUAUCAUGAUCGUCGGAUGCAUCAUGACGCAAAUGAACUACUUCAACAAGGCUCUCAGCCAGUUCUCUACCAACAUUGUCAAUCCUUUGUAUUACGUCACCUUUACCACCUGCACUCUCAUCGCCUCGUUCCUCCUGUUCCAGGGCUUCAACACGACCUCCGCCGUCAACACCAUCUCACUCCUUUGCGGAUUCCUCAUCAUCUUCUCCGGUGUAUACCUUUUGAACCUUUCGAGAGGAGACCCCGAUGGCAAAUGCCAGCUCGGAAACGAAUUCUCAGAUGCGGCGCCCACCGAUGGAGUUUCUGGCUUCCCAACAAGAAGAAGCAUGCAAGCGCGCCGGAGCAACGAUUCAGGAUUCCGCAGUCCCUUCCUCGGUGGUGGAAAUGGAAGUGCUCGACACAGCAUGAGCGACCGCAGAGGGCUGAUGUCGGACUACGACGUCGAGAACCAAUUCGAGCUGGGCGAUCUUGUCGAAGACUCGGACGAGGGCGACGGCGCAGGAAAGAAACGCACAAGCUUCGACGAGGGAGAGAUCACCCGCAACGCAAACGGCAGCACGAGGGUGAAGAAGGAAACCGUGAAGCCUUCCAACAAGGGCGGUGACCGGUGA
Aaosphaeria arxii CBS 175.79 is the source of this 1251-nucleotide messenger RNA. Its product is annotated as DUF803-domain-containing protein. The record is from RefSeq and is a predicted model, not a curated record. Lineage: Eukaryota; Fungi; Ascomycota; Dothideomycetes; Pleosporales. The coding region runs from base 1 to 1251 and encodes 416 amino acids. Gene Ontology annotation, molecular function: magnesium ion transmembrane transporter activity. Gene Ontology annotation, cellular component: membrane. The transcript has 8 exons. Gene Ontology annotation, biological process: magnesium ion transport.